Messenger RNA from Lepisosteus oculatus (spotted gar), 5758 nucleotides. RefSeq names its product lysine demethylase 5Ba (gene kdm5ba). Lineage: Eukaryota; Metazoa; Chordata; Actinopteri; Semionotiformes; Lepisosteidae. Gene Ontology annotation, molecular function: DNA binding; histone H3K4me/H3K4me2/H3K4me3 demethylase activity. Gene Ontology annotation, cellular component: chromatin; nucleus. The record is from RefSeq and is a predicted model, not a curated record. Gene Ontology annotation, biological process: chromatin remodeling; regulation of DNA-templated transcription.
ACCCUUUUCCCGGGAUAUCUGGCCAAGAAAUAAGUAAAUAAAUCGAUGGCUCGUACACGAUCGAGGCCAAAUUGUGAGAAUUGCAGGGGACUAGUUGCCGUGGCGGAGGUGGCCGGCGCCUAAGCGCAGGGCUCUGGCUGUGCGCGAGUGUGUGUGCGCGCUGGAGAGCGAGCGUCGGCGAGUACCCAGCGAGUUAAAGGGAAGAGCAGUUGCCGGAGAGUCGGUGGAGCAGACGGUGGAUUACGGACAGAGCUCGAAACCAGCGCAGUUUGGAUCUGGGUUAAUAAGAUCGUCAAGGGUUCGAAUUGUUCCUCAACCUCCCUUUCCUUCCCCCCCCCCUUCAAUAUCCUCCUCCUCCUCUCGCCACCGACACCCCCCGAUCCUGGGAACCGGACCCACCAUGAUGACCCAGCCGCGGCCCGACGAGUUCAUUCCGCCCCCGGAGUGCCCGGUCUUCGAGCCCAGUUGGGAGGAGUUCGCCGACCCGUUCGCCUUCAUCAACAAGAUCCGGCCUAUCGCCGAGAAAACGGGCAUCUGCAAAGUCCGCCCGCCGUCGGACUGGCAGCCUCCGUUCGCAUGUGAUGUUGAUAAGCUUCAUUUCACCCCUCGGAUCCAGAGGCUCAAUGAACUAGAGGCCCAGACCAGAGUAAAGCUCAAUUUCCUUGAUCAGAUUGCAAAAUUCUGGGAGCUCCAGGGGUGCACAUUAAAAAUUCCACAUGUAGAAAGGAAGAUUUUGGAUUUAUACCAACUGAACAAGCUGGUGGCUGAUGAAGGGGGCUUUGAUGCUGUGUGUAAAGAGAGAAGAUGGACCAAGAUAGCACUGAGGAUGGGUUUCGCCCCUGGCAAGGCUGUGGGCUCUCAUUUGCGUGCCCACUACGAGCGAAUUCUCUACCCUUACAACCUGUUCCAGGCUGGAGCCAACCUUCUGUGUGUACAGAAGCCAACGCUGAUGAACGACACGAAGGACAGAGAGUACAAGCCCCAUGACCUGGCCCAGAGGCAGUCUUUCCAGUCUGUGGAGUCCUGCACCCCCGCCCGCAGGGCCAAGCGGAUGAGAGCUGAGGGAAACUGUGUGAAGACUGAGCCUGGAGAAACUGGUGACAGCAGACCCAACCUGAGAAGGAGGAUGGGUUCUGUUGUUGUGAAGAAUGAGCCAGAGAAAGAGAUUCCUGUGAUGGUGAAACAGGAGCCCAUUGAAAAGGAGCUGAUAACUGAGCCAGAAAAAGCAAAGCUGCGGAAUAAAAAAUAUCUCCCAGCAGUGAGUAUAGUGGACCUGUAUGUCUGUCUGGUUUGCGGCAGUGGAAAUGACGAAGACCGUCUCUUGCUCUGCGAUGGCUGUGAUGACAGCUACCACACUUUCUGUCUGAUCCCACCCCUCCACGAUGUUCCCAAGGGAGACUGGAGGUGUCCCAAGUGCCUGGCUCAGGAGUGCAGCAAGCCCCAAGAAGCAUUUGGGUUUGAGCAGGCAUACAGAGACUACACCCUGCGUGCCUUUGGAGAGAUGGCCGACUCGUUCAAGUCGGAUUACUUCAACAUGCCAGUUCAUAUGGUGCCAACCGAACUGGUGGAGAAGGAGUUCUGGCGUUUGGUGAGCACCAUUGAAGAGGAUGUCACUGUGGAAUACGGAGCAGAUAUCGCAUCCAAGGAAUUUGGCAGUGGUUUCCCUAUCAAGGAUGGCCGGUUCAAAGUUGCCCCUGAAGAUGAGGAUUACCUCAGCUGUGGCUGGAACCUGAACAACAUGCCAGUGAUGAAUCCCUCUGUCCUUACUCAUGUCACUGCUGACAUCUGUGGGAUGAAAUUACCCUGGCUGUAUGUGGGGAUGUGCUUUUCUUCCUUCUGCUGGCACAUUGAGGACCACUGGAGCUACUCCAUUAACUACCUGCACUGGGGUGAGCCAAAAACCUGGUAUGGAGCUCCAGGGUAUGCAGCUGAACAGCUGGAGGAUGUGAUGAAGAAGCUCGCCCCAGAGCUCUUUGAGUCCCAGCCCGACCUGCUGCAUCAGCUCGUCACCAUCAUGAACCCCAACACACUCAUGGCCCAUGGAGUGCCAAUUUAUAGAACCAAUCAGUGUGCAGGCGAGUUCGUGAUCACCUUUCCUAGAGCCUACCAUAGUGGGUUCAAUCAGGGCUUUAACUUCGCAGAGGCUGUCAAUUUCUGUACUGUGGACUGGGUGCCGCUGGGCCGGCAGUGUGUGGACCAUUACCGUCUCCUCCACCGGUACUGCGUCUUCUCCCAUGAUGAGCUGAUCUGCAAAAUAGCCUCCAAAGCCGAUGCCCUUGAUGUGGUCUUGGCCUCUGCCGUUCAGAAGGACAUGGCUGUCAUGAUAAAAGCGGAGCGGGCGAUGCGCGAGGAAGUCAGGAAUAUGGGGGUGGUUAAGUCGGAGAGGGAGGAAUAUGAUCUCCUCCCAGACGACGAACGACAGUGUGCCAUAUGUAGGACCACCUGCUUCCUGUCUGCUGUCACCUGCCCCUGCAGCCCUGGAAGCCUUGUGUGUCUCUACCACUUUAAGGACCUCUGCUGCUGCCCUGUGCAGAACUACACACUGAAGUAUCGAUAUACACUGGAUGACUUGUAUCCAAUGAUGAAUGCCAUAAAGCUGCGUGCAGAAUCCUACGAUGAUUGGGCCUGUCAUGUGACCGAGUUACUAGAAGCUAAAAUGGACAAGAAGAGAAGUCUAGAUGAGUUUCGUUCCUUGAUAGAGGAAUCUGAGAUGAAGAGGUUUCCAGACAACGAUCUCCUGCGCCACCUGCGUCUGGUGACUCAGGAUGCAGAGAAGUGUGCCUCUGUGGCACAGCAGCUGCUAAAUGGAAAAAGGCAAACCAGGUAUCGCUCCUGCAGAGGGAAAUCUCAGAACCAGCUCACAGUGGAGGAGCUGCAGGCCUUCGUCAGGCAACUCUACACCCUGCCCUGCACGAUCAGCCAGGCCCCCUUGCUGAAGGACCUCCUCAGUCGGGUGGAGGACUUCCAGCAGCACAGUGAGAAGGUACUGAACGAGGAUACACCCAAAGCCUCGGAGAUCCAGCGCCUCCUGGACGUCAGCUUUGAUUUUGAUGUGGAGCUGCCCGAGUUGCCGCUACUGCGGGAGAGACUGGAACAGGCGCGCUGGUUGGAGGGGGUGCAGGAGGCCUCCGCCGAGCCCUCCAGCCUGACUCUGGACACCAUGCGGAGGCUCAUCGACCAGGGUGUGGGCCUGAGCCCCCACCCCUCGGUGGAGAAGGCCAUGGCGCGUCUGCAGGAGCUGCUCACUGUCUCCGAGCACUGGGAGGACAAGGCCCACAGCCUGAUCAAGGCCAGGCCCCAUCACAGCCUGGAGACCCUGGCAGCAGCUGUUCAGGAGUCAGAAGGCAUUCCUGCUUAUCUGCCCAACUGCCUGAUGCUCAAAGACUCCGUGCACAAGGCAAGAGAGUGGCUUCAGGAGGUGGAGGCACUGCAGCUUGGCGGCCGUGUUCCUGUGUUAGACACCCUUUCUGAAAUGGUGUUGCGGGGUCGAGCCAUUCCAGUCCAGCUGGACUCCCUUGUACGCCUGGAGUCUCUGGUCUCCGAGGUUCAGGCUUGGAAGGAGUGUGCAGCGAAAACCUUCCUAAUGAAGAAUUCCCCCUACUCUCUCUUGGAGGUGCUGUGCCCCAGGUGUGAGGUCGGGACUGGGGCUCAGAAGAGAAAGACAAAGAAGGCAAAGGAGGCGGCUCAAUGUGGAAAGAAGCGGUGUGUGAGGUUGGACUGUCUGAGUGAUGUGGAGAGAGCCCUGUCGGAGAGCAAGGACUCGGCCUCUGCUAUGGCAACACUGGCUGAGGUUCGAUUAAAGGAGAUGGAAGCACUCGGUGCCCUCAGAGCUGCCAAUGAGUCCAAACUGCUGCCCACGGCAGACUGUGCUGACCUCAAGGUGUGCGUGUGUCUGAAGCCCCCCGCGGGCGCAAUGUUACAGUGCGAGCUCUGCAGGGACGCCUUCCACAGCAUCUGCGUGCCGGGGCCCGUCCAUCCACAGGCCGCCCAGGCCUGGCUGUGUCCGCUUUGCCAGCGCUCGGAGAAGCCCCCGCUUGAGAAAAUCCUGCCCCUGCUGGCCUCCCUGCAGCGCAUCCGAGUACGGCUGCCCGAGGGGGACGCCCUACGUUACAUGAUCGAACGGACUGUGAACUGGCAGCACAGGGCCCAGCAGGUCUUCUCCUCACACAGCCUCCCCCCUCUGCGGGGAGGGGGGGCCUCGCCCACACAGCACCACUGGCCAGGGACAGCACUCCACACCGCCGAGGCCAGUGGAAAGCCGGCACAUUGCCCUGGCCCAGCCACAUUUGCAUCGACUCAGGAGUGGAACAGGGCAGGCCAGCCUCAGACGGCCUUUUAUACGGAACAGCGAUGCAUUCCUAUUCAGGAUCUGAGUCCUGAGCUGGAGGAGUUGAUGGUAGAAGGCCUCCUGCUGCAGGUGUCUUUGCCAGAAAUCCAGCAGCUCUAUCAGAUCUUGCUGAAUGGACUGACCAGGCAGCAGACCUCACCAGCAGGGCCCAACUGUGAAAGAACUGGAGCCAAGCAGCACAACUCUCAGGGACGAAGCCCACCACAAAAUGAGGACGGAAGCUGCAGUCUUAAGAAGGAAGCUGUGAAUGGGGCGGAGAAGAAGCAGAAGCGGCGUCUGGAGAAGGAUGGGUUGAGUGGCGAGAGGAGGGACAGAGUGAAGAAGCCCCAGAAGAAGAAGCCCAAACUGAACAAGGAGAAACCCCGGGACGGCAAAGCAGCCUCCGCCUCUCCCUCCACACACUCGGACCUCUCCCACUCGGAUGACUCGGAGGAGGAUAUGGCCUUGUGUCCGGCAGAGAAGUGCCAGCAGCCCGAGGGAGAGGAGGUGGACUGGGUCCAGUGUGACGGCAGCUGUAACCAGUGGUUCCACCAGAUCUGCGUGGGCGUCUCCUCGGAGCUGGCCGAGAAGGAGGACUAUAUUUGUGUCCGCUGUACUGUAAAAGAUGGCCAGAUAAGGAAAUAAGGAGCACAGAGGUCUGGUGGGGGACUAGAAGACCUACCAGUUUGUUUUGUAAGCCACAGGGCUGGGUGUGUAACUGACCCCCCCCCAUCCUUCCCCCUUUUCUCUCCUUCCCCUUUGUUAAAAAAAAUCAACAAGAAAACCACGGUGCUACUUCCCUCCUCAUGGGACUGUUUUCCAGGACUUUCAGACUCUUUGGUCACUUUUGUAUUUUUUGAUUUCUUCCUCCUAUGAACUCUUUGUGGUUGUCUAAAGUCGCAGGAUGCCGAAGUGUGCUGCAGGGGUUUCCAUCCCAUUGGCUCGAGAGAGAGAGAGAGAUCAGUGAAGCACCUUGUGAAGAGCAGCGUUCUUUCUCAUACCUCUGGGAUUGUCCUGCAUGCUGAACCAGAGAAUACUGGGUGCAGGGAAUCUUUCACCAAAUAUUAAAAAAAAAAAGUACAAGAGAAACUUAUUUUUUUUGGAAACCCACUGCUUAGUACUAGCAUCUGGAUAAUAUGAAAUAGUUUUCUUUUUUGUAGUUUAGGUUUAUUUAUCUGAGCAAUAACUGGUCUAUGUCUGAGUUCAGUGGCUUGAAAUCUCUUCUGAACAGUGUGUUGGUGCUUUAGCAUUGGUUGAUGUACAGAACGCUCACCGUUAGACUGUAGGGACGCACAGAUGGACUAGUGAUGUAGCAGACAGGAAGAACUUUGUAAAGUAAAACUGCCACAGCUGUACUUUGGCUCUUUUUUGGGGGUAGCUUGUUUCAAAUGUUGCAGUUUAUAUUGUGGAAUAAAACCCUUUGUUCUGUUA